AUGCUGAGCUCAGUGUGCGUCUCCUCUUUCCGCGGGCGCAAGUCUGGGAACAAGCCGCCGUCCAAGUCAUGUUUGAAAGGGGAGAUGGGCCGGAACGAAGACAACGACAAGAUAGUCAUCAACGUGGGCGGCAUCCGGCAUGAGACGUACCGCAGCACCCUCAAGACCCUGCCGGGCACGCGGCUGUCGUGGCUCACCGAGCCCGACGCGUGCAGCAACUUCGACUACGACCCCAAGGCCGACGAGUUCUUCUUCGACCGGCACCCGCAAGUCUUCGCCUACGUGCUCAACUACUACCGCACGGGGAAGCUGCACUGCCCGGCCGACGUGUGCGGGCCCCUCUUCGAGGAGGAGCUGGCCUUCUGGGGCAUCGACGAGACCGACGUGGAAGCCUGCUGCUGGAUGAACUACCGGCAGCACCGCGACGCCGAGGAGGCCCUCGACAGCUUCGAGACGCCCGAGAGCCAGGACGAUGAGGAAUGCGGAGACCUCAAGCGCCACUGCCUGCAGGAGGACGGGCGCAAGCUGGGCCGGUGGGCCGCCUUGCAGCCCAAGGUGUGGGCGCUCUUCGAGGACCCCUACUCCUCCAGAAUGGCCAGGUAUGUGGCCUUUGCCUCGCUCUUCUUCAUCCUCAUCUCCAUCACCACCUUCUGCCUGGAGACCCACGAGGCUUUCAACCACAUCACAAACAAGACAGAGGUCAUACAGUCAGAGAACGGCACCACCGUAAAGGUGGACUUUGAGAUGGAGACGGAGCCAUUCCUCACCUACGUGGAAGGGAUGUGUGUCAUCUGGUUUACCUUUGAGUUCCUCAUGCGUGUCAUCUUUUGCCCAGACAAGCUGGAGUUCAUCAAGAGCACCCUCAACAUCAUCGACUUUGUGGCCAUCCUGCCCUUCUACCUGGAAGUGGGCCUCAGUGGCCUCUCGUCCAAAGCGGCCAAGGACGUGCUGGGCUUCCUGAGGGUGGUAAGAUUUGUCCGGAUCCUAAGGAUCUUCAAGCUGACAAGGCAUUUCGUAGGGCUGAGAGUCCUAGGCCACACAUUGAGAGCCAGUACCAAUGAGUUCUUGCUCCUCAUCAUCUUCCUGGCCCUGGGGGUCUUGAUCUUUGCCACCAUGAUCUACUAUGCCGAAAGGAUCGGGGCUGACCCAGACGACAUCACAGGCAGCAAGCACACCACCUUCAAGAACAUCCCCAUUGGGUUCUGGUGGGCGGUGGUCACCAUGACGACUUUGGGCUACGGUGACAUGUACCCUGAGACCUGGUCAGGCAUGUUGGUGGGAGCACUGUGCGCCUUGGCUGGCGUGCUGACCAUUGCCAUGCCCGUGCCAGUCAUCGUCAACAACUUUGGCAUGUAUUAUUCGCUGGCCAUGGCCAAGCAGAAACUACCAAAGAAAAAGAACAAGCACAUCCCACGAGCCCCCCAGCCUGGGUCGCCCAACUACUGCAAACCGGACAUGCAGUCCCCACAUCGCAGCAACCAGGGCGACUCGUGUCCCCUUGCUCAAGAGGAGAUCAUCGAGAUCAACAGGGCAGAUUCCAAGCAGAAUGGUGAUGCAGCAAAUGCGGCGUUGGCUAAUGAGGACUGCCCCACCAUAGACCAGGCCCUGUCACCUGAGGAGAAGUCACCUGUCACACCUGGUGGUCGGGAACGCUACAACCGUGACCGAGCCUGCUUUCUCCUCUCCACAGGUGACUUUGGUCAGUCACCUGAUGGGAACAUCCGAAAAGCGCUUCCAACAGGCUAUGAGACGUCCCACAGCCUGAACAGCAUUGCUGGACUGCGCCUGUCUCCGGCGCCCACUCCUUUCGGCUCGCCUGGUUCCGUCCGACGUCCCCGCUCGCCCAUCCCUUCCAUCUUAUAGAGACACACCAGGGAUGCUUGGGGUUAGCUUGUAUGUUCGUUUAUUUUUAAAAAAAUAUAUAGAGAAGAAAAAGAAAAAAAUAAGGUAAUGCCAAAAAAAGGAAAAAGAAAACAAAGGUGGUCAAAUGCAUUGGAACAAGUAAAACACAGGAGGCAUCUCACAGGUGGUGUUGCACUAAAGUUUGCACUUUCUGGAGUGUCCAUGAGAAUCCCGAGGCCUGAAGCCUUCUGUUCCUGUGGCUAUGGAUCAAGAGUGGGGCUUAAUUUACCGACAGGAGGGUGAAUGCGGGGGGCUGGCUAGCUCAGAAAAUCCAAAUACUCCGAAGAGGAGGAGGUCGCUGAGAGAUGGACACUGCAGGAAAGGGGCUCUGGCCCUCCUCUCUGGGUUGCCUGCAUUUCUCCCCCUCUUCAACCUCACUAGAGUGCACGAUUUUUCUCUGGCCCUGGCUUUGCGCUUUAUUUCUCUCCCUUUAGUGCUCUUCCC
Zootoca vivipara (common lizard) is the source of this 2346-nucleotide messenger RNA. Lineage: Eukaryota; Metazoa; Chordata; Lepidosauria; Squamata; Lacertidae. The record is from RefSeq and is a predicted model, not a curated record.